AUAAAGAAGGAGAGUAUCGUCGUCAUGUCGGACUCCGGACUCGUGAUUUCCACGCAGAACGCAGCCGGCCAAAAUCCUCCGUUCGAUUCCGUCCGCCUGCCGCCGCCGCCGCCGCCGCUCUCGAUUCCUUCUCCGUCCGAGAACCGCCGUUCGCCGGAGACCUUCCCGACCCGGUCUCCGACCGCCUCCCCGAGCAAGCCCGGGUUCGCCGCGACGCUGAGGAUGUCUCAAUCCGCUCCCGGCCCAGUUGUUCAGCGGCAGAGAGUCGUGAUAGCGAACAAGCAUGGGGAGAAACUGGUGGGGUUGCUGCACGAGACUGGAUCUUCGGAGAUUGUGAUCGUCUGUCAUGGCUUCCGGUCUACCAAGGAAGAUAGGACGACGGUGAAUCUUGCCGCUGCUUUAGAGAAGGAGGGUAUUAGUGCUUUCCGCUUUGAUUUUGCUGGAAAUGGAGAGAGUCAAGGUACAUUUGAAUAUGGGAACUACUGGAGAGAAGCUGAUGAUCUUCGUGCUGUUAUUGAGCACUUCAAUGGAGCUAAUAGGGUGACCAGUGCAAUUGUGGGGCAUAGCAAAGGAGGUGGUGUGGUUCUUCUUUAUGCUUCUAAGUAUCAUGAUAUACAUACUGUUGUCAAUGUCUCUGGCCGUUAUGAUUUGAAGGGGGGAAUUGAAGAUCGCUUGGGCAAAGAUUUCAUGCAGACAAUUAAGGAGGAUGGAUUCAUUGAUGUUAAGAAUAAAUCAGGAACUAUUAGUUAUCGUGUGACACACGAAAGUAUGAUGGACCGCUUAAAUACCAAUAUGCACAAAGCAUGUCUUCAGAUUGACAAAAAAUGCAGGGUUUUGACGGUUCAUGGAUCUGCUGAUGAAAUUAUCCCAGUAGCAGAUGCACUUGAGUUUGCAAAAAUCAUACCCAACCACAAGCUGCAGAUUGUAGAAGGAGCAAAUCAUAACUAUUCCUCACAUCAGGCAGAGUUGACCUCUAUUGUAUCGAGUUUCAUAAAGCAAGCAUUGGAGGAGGACAGAGAGAAACCCAGCCAGUAGCGAGGUACCCUCAUGCCUGAUCAUCAGAUAGGAUCUUUGCAUGCAUUACGAACGAGAUAGCAAAUUCACUCCUGAAGGAGGCUUUCAACUUAUUCCUGAUUAUCAACUUAGGUCUGUAGUUACCUGGCAACCAAAGAUGGCCAAAAUAUGAGUGCACCAUUAUAAGUUAAGAUUCCUUACUUUGUCCUAUUGAGAAUCGUGGUGUGAGCAUUAGUUGUACUAUGAAAUGACCAUUCUUCUAAGGUUGAUUUGUCUCUAUUUAAACUGAGAAUUUGAAACUAUUAAAGAUUGUCCUAGCUUAGCUAUGUAAGUGUUUUCUUUUUCCAUUUGACAUAUUCUAAUCCAGUGUAGCCUUAGAUUUUGCAAAAGCAGUUA
This is a messenger RNA of Eucalyptus grandis, 1410 nucleotides long. RefSeq lists its product as uncharacterized. Gene Ontology annotation, cellular component: cytosol. The record is from RefSeq and is a predicted model, not a curated record. Bases 25 to 1035 code for a protein of 336 amino acids. The transcript is spliced from 8 exons. NCBI's taxonomy places the organism in Eukaryota, Viridiplantae, Streptophyta, Magnoliopsida, Myrtales, Myrtaceae.